This is a messenger RNA of Cuscuta europaea, 1114 nucleotides long. The record is from the annotation of a GenBank genome assembly. NCBI's taxonomy places the organism in Eukaryota, Viridiplantae, Streptophyta, Magnoliopsida, Solanales, Convolvulaceae.
UGCUCAAGAAUGGGACAAUAUUCACAAACGUGAAUUUCCUGCUUGGUUCAAGAAAAAGAUGGCUAUACUUAGAGUAAAUGGUGAUCCGGUAGCUAGUGAUGAUUUGUAUUCCUUAUCGCAAUUACCGGAUGAUCGUUACACAAUUUGGCAAAGUUGUAUAGUCAAUGGUGUUAGAUUUCGAUGCAAAGAAUGUGAUGACAAGUUCAAGACACAAUGUAGUGGAGUAUGCACUGGAGAUGAUAAUGGUGAUACCAUUUAUUAUGGUGUAUUACUUGAAAUUUUAGAACUUGAUUUCAUCCUUGGAAGGAAGGUUUUCAUGUUCCGUUGCAAGUGGUAUAAUACUGAUCCAAAGGGGAGAACAAUGGUGGUUAAUUAUAAACUGACAUCUGUUGACACAUCAUCCCAGUGGUACACCGAAGAUCCAUUUAUUUUGGCCACACAAGCUCGACAAUUGUUUUAUUUAGACGAUAAAGCUUUGGGCAAGAAUUGGAUGGUUGUACAAAAAGUAAAUCAUCGUUGCAUAUAUGAUAUACCAGAGCAUGAUGCUAAUGUGGAUGCUAGUGAUGACAUAUUUCAAGAGGAAGAUGCUAGUUUCCCAUGGCUAGUUCUAAAAGAGGUGGAUAUCGUGCACAAGUUGGACGUAGUAGGAUUUCUGUUGAAGAUCAACAUGCUACUGAAGAGCUUCGAGCAGUUCAUUCCCUAAGAGACACUCAAGUUUCAACAAGAGGUGGGUGUAGGAGGAAUCCAAUAGGACAUAGAUCUGCAUCAGAAGAGUUUCAAACGGGAGAUGCUCGAGUUUCAACAAGAGGUGGACGUAGCUGUAAUCCAAUUGCACAUGAUUCUGCAAGAGAAGGGAUUCAAGCAGGUUAAAUUAGUUAUAUCAAUAACUCGCAAUUAUUCAUUUGUUAAGUAAAUAUUGCACCUAUUAAUUAACAACAUUUGUUAUAUAUCUUCUAGAUGUUAAUUCUCGAAGUUUUAUACAUAUAAAAAAUCUAGCAUUUUGGUUUAGAAUUGUUUUAUCUCUAACAUAAAAAUGUUUAUUUCAAUCCUUUAUUUUAAUAUUUGAAUAUUCCUUAUAAUGUAAUUAAAUAGCUCAUUCUCUAAGAGACACUCG